Messenger RNA from Penicillium manginii, 1041 nucleotides. Its product is annotated as alpha/beta fold hydrolase. The transcript has a single exon. Lineage: Eukaryota; Fungi; Ascomycota; Eurotiomycetes; Eurotiales; Aspergillaceae. The coding region runs from base 1 to 1041 and encodes 346 amino acids. The record is from RefSeq and is a predicted model, not a curated record.
AUGUUUGCGCUUUCGCUGCCGCUAGUCGGUUCCAUCAUUGUCUCGAAUUUGAGAGUAGGACUACUCAGAAACUCCUACGGGUCACCUACGCCACUGUGGGCUGUCAAGAUUCCGAUUCCCCGACUAUACUCUUUGCUGGUGGAUUGUAUGGGGGGGCGUUGGAAUGGGCUCUGGAUCGACCAUCUGUGCCAUCAGAAAAAUGUCCGCGUGGUGAUCAUCGAUCGGCCAGGGUUCGGCGGCUCGACGGCCGUGGCCCUGGAUCAACGAAUCCCCGUGUGGCUUGAGACGGUGCCUAUUCUACUACGAUAUCUCAAAGUUGACAAGGUUACUCUCGCGGCGCACAGCAGUGGAGUCAUUUAUUUAUUCAACACGGUCUACCAUUUGCCAGAGAUCUUGACUCCGAAGCCUACGAUCUAUCUCAUUUCCCCUUGGGUUCAUCCGUCCAAAUCGGGCGCAAAGAUGCUGACCAUCGCGAGCGCUAUGCCUGCAGGGCUUGUUACCGGGUGGAACAAGAUGACUUCCUUCCUGGUGAAUCGGCUCAUGCCCUCGUCAGCCCCGGCCGACCAAGGAAAGAAGAAAAACAAGAAAGACCCACAAUCCGACAGCGCGAUCACUGCGGACGAGAAAACCUUGUUGGAGACGUGCGGGCUCUCCUUAUCAGCCAAACAACCCACGCGUGAUUACUUCGUCAAAAUGUUUUUCGAAGAGGACACCUCUGGAGUCGCAGACGAGGCCAAACUUGGCCUCAAGACGGGUUCGGGUGUCUCAUGGGGGAUAUGUGAUGACUAUGAGACUUUCGCGACCCAUUUAGCCGAAAAAGUGGGUAAAGACAACAAACUCCACAUCGUGGCUUACUUUGGAGAGAAGGAUGGGUACGUGGGCAAGGGAGGCUGCCAGUAUUUUCAGCGGGUAUGGGAAAGCGACACGGCCCGCCAAUCCAUUUCGGCCGAAGUUCAUGAAAUUCCAGGAAUGAACCAUGAUGAUCUGACACUGCCAGAACACGGGGUUCUUGGCCGAAUCUUCGAUUGGGCCUCCCACUAA